UUUAGGCGCACUUUUUUCUGGCAGAGAGCCAUUUCCGUGACUGGCAAAAAACAUUCUGCCGCGACAGAAGAGCAAGAGGUUUCUGGAGGCCACGUUGGACAUUAUCAACCUCCAGCGAGAACCUUGCGUUUCUCUGUUUCUUCAGCCUUCUGGACAGGUGCUGUCUGCAAAGGUCUAGUCCAUCGGGUGUUAGAGGCAUACCUCACAGAACAUCCUAGUUCAUGCAAAGAAAAAGCAUGGAAAUCCUGCGCUACUUUUCUAAGGUCCCCAAGGAGCAGAAUGAUCCCAUAAUUUCUCAAAGGAAAAUGGAAUGUAGAAAAAGACCAAAGGAGGUGAUCAAAAACCAGGACCAAAGAUCACACUGCGAUCAAAAAGCUCCACGAGUUCAGAGCUCUUUCCAAAAUACAACAAUUACCAUCACCUUUGGUGUAAGCCAUGCAGUCUGUGAGGUAGCAGAUAAGGGGACAGGUAGCUUAUAUGAGGCACUGAACACCCUUGACCUUGUCAAAAGAGAGAUAGAAAAACAGCCAGGCAAAGAAAUGCUGGUGUGUGGCAAAGAAGGAAUAGAAGGGUACAUAAACCUCGGUAUGCCCCUUCGUUGUUUUCCACGGGGCAGCCAUGUGGUCAUUACAUUUUCCAAAACUGAAAGUGAGAAGAAAGAAGACAACGAAGUGUGUGGCCGCUUUGACCAGUCAUCUGCUGAGUGUGUUGUAUUUUACAUUCAUGCAGUCGGGAAUGGGGAGCAAAGAAUUUUGAGGUGCAGGGAACUUCACGAGGAGGGCAUCAAACUCUGUGUCUAUGGCUUCAAGGGAGAGACCAUCAAGACCACUCUGAGGAAGGAUGGCAGGUUUCGCUCCUUUGUAGAGAGUGACCAUUGGAAACUCAUUAACAAUGACACCAUCGUAGCAAACAGCAAGCCAGUUGAUGUGUUAGAGGGUAAGCUCUUUCAGAUUGAUGUUGAGAGAAAGAAGAGCCCUCGGAAGGCAGUGGCAACUCAGAAGUCUGAGUUAGAGGACGGAAACUUCACUAUAUUAAAAGAAUACAUUGUGAAUUUGUACCCCACGUUAAAAAGAGAACGGGAAGAGCUGAGAACAUACAUCAAGGAAGAGAGUGAGAAAAGAGAGAACACUUCCUUACUCAAAGCACAUAGAGAAAGCUUCAGGAAGCUGACCCAAAGCUCCAUCCCAGGUAAAGUCCUCACACUUCUUUCCCAGCUCAGUGACUCAGUUGGGUUCAUAGUUUGGAACAACAAUGGAAACAGGGGUAGUGCUACUUGCUUCCUCUUUAAAGGGCUGUACAUUUUCACUUGCCGACAUGUAAUAGAUGACGUAGUAGGGGAAGGCAUAGAGCCAAGUAAGUGGGCAGAUAUAAUUGGGCAGUGUAUAAGAGUGACGUUUGAUUUUCAAGUGUUCCCUGUCAAAGAGGACAGCUAUCAUUUUGUUGAACCUUGGUUUGAGGUGUCUGAUGUCACUCUUGACUAUGCUGUCCUGAAACUGAAGGAAAGAGGACAGCACAUCUCUACGGGACUCGGUAAUGGAACACCUUCUGAAUCACUUAGUGGAUUUCUGUUUAUGAUUGGUCAUCCAGAUGGAAAAUGUAAGGUUGUUGAUGGUUGUACUGUGAUGCCUGAAGGCAAGCAAAGAAGGGAAUGUGAGGGUAUUCGUGGAAGAGAAGCAGUGGGUAGCGGGGAUCCUAUGCAGUAUAUCUAUAUGUACACCCAAAGAAGUUUCCAGGAAAAAGUCCAUGAACCUGGUGUGGUUACCCGGGAUAACACUUUUUAUUGUGGGUCUUCGGGAUCUCCUGUAUUCGAUUCUAAAGGGUCACUGAUAGCCAUGCACACUGCUGGCUUCAUUUGUGAGUAUGAAAGUGGGGUUUCCAGUAUCGUCGAGUUGGGAUCUUCAAUGAAACACAUCCUCGAUGAUAUUAAGCAAAAACAUGAAAAAUGGUACAAUGAAAUCUGUGUAUUCAACGGGAUGUAGAAAUAGUGAGUCUGAGAAUUCCAUUUCCUAUUUGCUGUAGGAAGUCCUAUAGCCAGUGGUUCCCCGCCCACUGGGGCGUUGCCUCCAGUCCAAUAUAAGCCAAUGUAGAGGAUGCCUCUGCUCCCUUUUUCUGGCUGCGGGAUUUGCUUGCUGUUCUUAUUUCAAGCAGAGAAUUCUAAUUAGUGAGUCUACCCCUAAAUAGAUAAGCAUCUAUUUCUGAAUUCUGAGCUAGUGUGGGAUGUUUUUUUAAAGCAUCCUUCUUUACCUAUUGUUAGAGCAGUUGCCUCUGCAUAGUUUUUGUGUAGGCAAUGAUAAUACUUUUUUUGGACUUUUAGAUGGCGAUUUUUCUUUCAUGAACAAUUGAUGUUUUAGUCUAUGUCCUAUAUAUACCAUGCAUUUUUGAUUGUAAAUAAUUUUUCAGUGUAUUCUGAUCACAGUUUCUCCUCCCUCAACCCCUCCCAGAUAAUCCCCAUCUUCCCACCCACACAAAUUCACACUAUGUUUUUCUUUCUUCUAUAAGAAAACAAGCAUUGGUGACCUAUUAGAUCAGCCCCACCGUCUCAGUGGGUGGGCGCACCCCUAGCGGUCCUGACUUCCUUGCUCAUGUCCUUCCUCCUCAUUUGGACCUUGGGCACCAGUCCAGUGCUCCGUGGUGGAGCUGAUCUAAUGGGUGUUCACCAAAGCAAGCUGGACUGGGACUGAUGGAACAUGUGAUCAAACCGGACUCUCUGAACGUGUCGGACAAGGAGGGCUGACUGAGAAGCCAAGGACAGUGGCACUGGGUUUUGAUUCUACUGCAUGUACUGGCUUUGUGGGAGCCUAGUUUAUUUGGAUGCUCACCUUCCUAGACCCGAAUGGAGGGAGGAGGACCUUGGACUUCCCACAGGGCAGGGAACCCUGACUGCUCUUUGAAAUUGAAAUGGAAGGGAGGGGGAGGGAUAUGUGUGGAGGAGGAGGGAAAUGGGAGGAGGGGAGAAGGUGGAAAUUUUUAAGUAAAAAUAAAAAUUAAAGAUUUCCACUAAAAAGGUUAAAAUUAAUCAUUCUAUUUUAAAUUAUGUAAUGGUUAAUGUCUUCUGUAAACUGUUUGUCAUGUAAAUUUUAAUAUGGGGAGAUGACAUACUAACCAUAAAGAACUCCUGUACUAGUUUCAUAAUUCUGGCAACAUAAAGUUAUUUCAAAAUAAGCAGUUAGAAAAGACAGGCCAAUUUAGGAUAUUAAUUCCUUUGUACAAGCAAAACUAGGCAAGAAUGAUGGAGGAGGGUCAUCAGUUUAUCUCUGGCUUUCAUUGGUUAAUUAAUAAAGAAACUGCUUGGCCUGAUAGGUCAGAACAUAGGUGUGUGGAGUAGACAGACCAGAAUGCUGGGAAGAAAGGAAGUGAGUCAGACGCCAUGGAGCCAGCUGCCAUGUCAGACAUGCUGAAUCUUUCCUGCUAAGCCACCACCUUGUGGUGCUACACAGAUUACUAAAUAUGGCUUGAAGCAAGAUGUGAGAAUUAGCCAAUAAGGGGCUACAGAUAAUGGGCCAGGCAGUGUUUAAAAGAAAAAAAAAGAAAACAAGCAGGCAUCUAAAAAGAUAAAUGAAACAACAACAACAAUAACAACAAAACAGGAUUGGAACCAAGAAACAGAAAAGAGAGCCAAAGGAAAAGAAACACAAAAACACAUACAUUCACACGCAAAGAAAUAAUGUAAAAAAUAUAAAACUGCUAACACCAACCUAUAAGCAAAUAACAUACCAUAUUUGUCAGCCUGGGUCAGAUUUACCUAUCUGAGGAUGAUUUUGUUCUAGCUCUGUUCACUUCCCUGCAAAUUUUAUCAUUUGAGGGUCCUUUUCUUUUCUUUUUUUGUUACCAUCAAGUAUCAUAGCAGUUUUAUUCUUGUUUUAAUGUUAUGAUAGAUAGCUUUAAUUUUUUUAUUCUGAAAGACCACAACUACAGAAAAUUGAACAAAAUGUGGAUAUGACACUCUGAUUUCUGAUCGCCCAGAACAAUGUCAUCUCUACCCCAUUUGAGGGUCUUUUUAACUACUUAGUAAUAUUCCAUUUUCUUCUUCCACUUAACUGCUGAUAGACAUCUAGGCUGUUUCCAGCUGAACGUGGUUGAUCAGUGUUUCUGUAGUAGGAAUCAGAAUCCUCUAGGUAUAUUCCCAGGAGUGGUAUAGCUAGAUCCUGAGGUAGACCUAUUCCCAGCUUCCUGAGGAUCCUCCACACUGUUUUUCCUUAGUGCCUGUACAAGUUUGCACUCCCACCAGCAGUGUAUGAAUGCUUCCCUUAUAUCACACCUUCAGUAUGCGCUAUCUCUUAUUUUAUCGAUCUUGGCCAUUCUGACUGAUGUAAGAUGACAUCUCAAAGAAUUUUGAUUUGCAUAUACUUGAUGACUAUUGGCCAAUUGUAUGUCGUCUUUUGAGAAUUCUCCAUUUAGAUUUUUACUCCAUUUAAAUGGCUUAUCUGCUUUCUUGAUAAACAUAAACAUGCCCUUUUAGUUUUUAAUCUGUGUGUGUGCAUGUGUGUAUUUACCACACAAUUGGAUAUAGUUGGUAAAAUCGUUUCCCAUUCUGUAGUCCGCCACUUUGUGAUGUGGAAUUCCCCACUGUAUGCUGUGAAUAUGAUCAGGUAAUAAAGAAUCUGUCUUGGGCCUGGCAGGGUAGAAUAGAGGUAGUCAGGGUAAACUAAACUGAAUGCUGGGAGAAAGAAGUUGGAGUCAAGGAGACACCAUGAACCUGCCGCUGGGAACAGACAUGCAUAGGAAACUUGCCUGUAAGCCACAACCACAUGGCGGUACACAGACUAAUAGAAAUAGGUUAAAUUAAGAUGUAAGAGUUAGCUAAUAGAAAGCUAGAGCUAAUGGGACAAGCAGUGAUUUAAUACAGCUUCUGUGUGGUUAUUUUGGAGCUUAGCAGCUGGGGACAAAUAAGCGUUCUCUUACAACUUUGUCUAAAUGAUGGUGUUCUUUGCCAUAUAAAAGCUUUUACUUUUAAUAAGGUCCCAUUUAUUAAUUAUUUUUCUUAGUGCCUGUGCUAUCAAUGUCCUGAACAGGAAAUCUUUCCUAUGUCAAUGAGCACAAGGGUAUCCCCCACUUCUUUUUCUAUUAAUCUUGGGGUCUAUGACUUUAUGUUGAAAUGGUUGAUCCAUUUGAAGUUGAGCUUUUUUCAGAGUGAUAAAUAUGGAUCUCUUUGCAUUCUUCUACAUAGAGAUAUCCAAUAUGACUAGCAGUAUUUGUUGACAACGCUGUCUUUCUCCAGUGUGUACUUCCAACUUAUUUAACAAAACCCAGGUUCUCAGAGGUGUGUGGAGUUAUGUCUAAGUCUUCAAUUCUAUUCAUUGAUCACCAUGUCCAUUUUAAUGCCAAUACCAUGCAAUGUUUAUUACUAUAGCUCUCCAGCACAGGCUGAGGUCAGGCAUGGUGAUGUCUCCAGAAGUUCUUUUAUCAUUCACAAGUGUUAUAGCUAUCCUGAGGUGUUUGUUUUGUUUGCCUUUUUUUUUUUUUUGGUUGCUGUUGUUUUCCAUAUGAAGCUGAAAAUUAUUCCCUAAACUGUUUUUGGUCUCACAGUUUUGCUUGUUUUGUUGUUGUUUACUUGUUUUUAUAAUGAUAUUUUAUUUAUGCUUUAAUAAAUAAAGCCUACCUGAAGAUCAGAGGGUAAAACUAAACCACUAGAGGUCAGGCAGUCACGUCACACACCUUUAAUCCCAGGAUUUGGGAGAUAGAGGCAAAUGGAUAUCUGUGAGUUCAAGGCCAACCUGGGCUAUACAGGAUCAUCAGUGCAGAAAAAAAUCCAGAUGGUGGUUGCUCAAAUGUUUAAUCCUAGUACUAAGGGACUCAGGGCUCAGUCUGUAGUCAUCCAGCCUUGGUAGAGGUAAGACUUCUCUAGAGGCUUGGCUGUUUUGCUUUUCAGAUCUUCAGCUUGGACCCCAAUAUCUAUCUUUGGGUUUUUAUUAUUCAUGUUACAGCUUUUUUGUAUCACAGAAACAGAAUGGGAAAUAAUUCUAACACCCAGACAUUCAACUUUCAGAGUAAACUUCAUCAAUAGUAAUAUUCUGCUUAGUUAUGUACUACCCUAGCUGAUUAGCCAACAAAGCUCUCUCCAACCAUCAAUUGCUUACAGCAACUAUCAAUUGCUUCAAGUGUUCACCUUCAUAGGGAAAAUGUCAGAGGCAACAACUGACAAUAAAAUGGUGAGUCAUUGGUUUGUUUUAGAUCAUUUUUAUCAAUUCUUUGAGAAUUCCAUGCAGUGUAUUUUAACCAUAUUCAUUCCUACUUGUUGCAGAUCCACCCCCACCUUUUUCCCUACCCAGUUCUAUGUCUCUUCUCCUUUCAUGUUUCCCAUAUGCUCUGUCCAUAUACUUCUAAAUGUGGGGCCACCCAUUGGAGUGUGGUCUACCUACCAAAAACCACGCCCUUAAAGAAAACUGACUCCUAGUCCCCUAGAAGCCAUCAAUUUUCCAUAGCUCCACAGUUAAUAUUGGGGCAGAGAUCAACUAAUUCUAUUUCUGACCGAUACCUGGGUUUACUUAGUAUCAAUAACUGUCUUAGUUAGGGUUUCUAUUGCUGUGACAAAACACCAUGAGCAAAACCAACUUGGAGAUGAAAGGGUUUAUUUUAACUUACACCUUGUAACCCACUGCUCAGGAAAGUUGAGGCAGGAACCUGGAGGUGGGAACUGAAGCAAAAGCCAGGAAUGAAUGUUGCUGACGGGCUUACUCUCAAGGCCUGCUUGGUUAGCUUUCUUCUAGAACCCUGACUACUUGUCCAAGGGUGGCAUGUCCUGCAGUGGCCUGGGUCUUCUCGUAUCAACAGCUAAUUAAGAAAUGGCACCACAAGCUUGCCUACAUGCCAAACUAGUGGGGAUGUUUUCUCAGUUGAGCUUCCCUCUUUCUUUGUGACUCUAGCUUGUGUCAAGAUGACCAAACACUAGCCAGCACACCACCUUCUUAGACCGUAGAAAUGUUUAUUUCUGCAGUUUGCCCAAAUGCUCAACUCCUUACCUGCUAUUUUCAUGGCUUAGUCACACUGGUAUCUGGUGACACAGGCUGUGUCUUGAUGUAGUGUAUCUCCAUUGGUUAAUGUGUACAGAGAUGUAGUACACGGCAAAUAUUUCAAUACAUGCAUUCUGGAAGUACAGUGAAAGUCUCUGAAACACAGAUACAUCUACAUGUCCAUGAAUGCUGCUGAUACAUGGACACAGAACAGUAGUAAAUACACAUGUGUGUUAAUUUGUAUGUGAAUGAGAAAUAACACAUUAACGAGAGGAUGUGUUUAGGCUGGUUUUGCUUGUUUGUUUGGCUUUUCUUUUGUUUUUAUGUGUAUGGUAUUUUGUCUGAACAUAUGUCUAUAUACCACAUGUGUACCUGGUGUUCAUAAAAGCCAAAACAGGACAUCAUAUCUUCUAGCACUGGAGUUACAGACAGUUGUGAGCUGUCAUGUAGGUCCUGGGAAUUGAACCGAGGUCCUUUGGAAGAGCAGGCGGUGCUCUUAACGACUGGCCCACAUUUACAGCUCAAAUAUCUUCUGCUUUUAAUCUUAUACAUGCCAUUUCUUUCUAAACAUGCUUGAAUCGGGGCUCUAAGCAUGCUUGAGUCAGGUUCUCUUCCCAAUAAGGGAGAUUCUUCAUAUAUUUAGAGCACAAUUAAUUGAACGUUACUAAAUUAACUUAUCAGAGCACACAUACAUUCUUUCCUUUGAGGUACUGAUUUCAUAAAUGAUUUUUAAGUAUGCAUACCUUAAGGUUCACUGUGAACUGUAAAUUUCUACUGGAUUUAGCAAGUGUAUAAAGUCAUAUAUUGGUCCUUAAGCUGCCAUACAGAAGUUUGGCUGCCCUAAAAGCCUGUGAUUUGUGUCUUUGUCUCAUUUCUCCCCUCUGAACCAAAGUGAAUCGUAGAUUUAUGGUGCUCACAAUUUCAUCUAUUCCAGAAUGUCAUAUUACACAGAAUCAUAUCCUAUGCAACCUGUUGGAACUGACUCAGAUGCCAUUAAAGUUUCUUCUGUAUCUUGUGCUUUGCGAUAUCAUUUCUAUUUGCUGUUUGUUAAUGCUGGGUGGAUUACCACGGUUUUACACAUGUAUUCACCUUUUAACAAUUUCACAGUUGCUUUCUCAGGUGCUGUGAUUAUUAAUAAAAACGCUAAAGGCUUC
This is a messenger RNA of Alexandromys fortis (reed vole), 8104 nucleotides long. RefSeq names its product serine protease FAM111A-like. Gene Ontology annotation, biological process: DNA replication. Gene Ontology annotation, cellular component: nucleus; chromatin. The record is from RefSeq and is a predicted model, not a curated record. NCBI's taxonomy places the organism in Eukaryota, Metazoa, Chordata, Mammalia, Rodentia, Cricetidae. The coding region runs from base 222 to 1979 and encodes 585 amino acids. The transcript has 4 exons.